UAUGACGUCCUCUUUACUCGCGAUCAAGGAAAGGUUUGGAAUUUUUGGUCCGCCAUCCAUCCCAAAUCUACAAUGGCCGAGGAAGGCAUCGCUGCCGGAGGUGUGAUGGAUGUGAACACGGCUCUGCCGGAAGUGCUUAAGACCGCACUCAUCCACGACGGACUGGCUCGCGGCAUCCGCGAGGCCGCUAAGGCUCUGGACAAACGCCAGGCUCAUCUCUGUGUCCUUGCCGCUAACUGUGAUGAGCCCAUGUAUGUGAAACUUGUGGAGGCUCUCUGUGCUGAGCACCAGAUCAACCUCAUCAAGGUUGAUGACAACAAGAAGCUUGGUGAGUGGGUUGGUCUGUGCAAGAUUGACAGAGAGGGCAAACCCCGCAAAGUGGUUGGCUGCAGCUGCGUGGUCAUCAAGGACUACGGAAAGGAGUCCCAGGCUAAGGACGUCAUUGAGGAGUACUUCAAGUCCAAGAAGUAAAUGGCUAAAUAAAAGCUGUUUUGGAAC
Messenger RNA from Chanos chanos (milkfish), 498 nucleotides. It is a transcript of the gene rps12, whose product is annotated as ribosomal protein S12. Gene Ontology annotation, biological process: translation. The coding region runs from base 73 to 471 and encodes 132 amino acids. Lineage: Eukaryota; Metazoa; Chordata; Actinopteri; Gonorynchiformes; Chanidae. Gene Ontology annotation, cellular component: ribosome. The record is from RefSeq and is a predicted model, not a curated record. Gene Ontology annotation, molecular function: structural constituent of ribosome. The transcript has 6 exons.